CAGGUUAUUAUUAUAGAACCAUUUUUUGAUUGUUAUGAUCCGAUGGUAAAAGUAGCCGGUGGUCAGUCUAUCUUUGUUCCUAUUAGGCCUGUAAUUGAAGGACCUACAUCUAGUGUUGAUUGGAAGAUAGAUGAAUCUGAAUUAGAGAGUAAAUUUAAUCAAAAAACUAAAGCUAUUAUAAUAAAUACUCCAAAUAACCCUUUAGGAAAGGUAUUUUCUAGAGAGGAAUUAGAAAUGAUAUCUAGAUUAUGUAUAAAAUAUGAUGUGAUAUGUAUAUCAGAUGAGGUCUAUGAAUGGUUAGUGUUUGGAGAAAGUAAACAUAUAAAAAUAGCCACCCUGCCAGGAAUGUGGGAAAGAACAUUAACUAUUGGUAGUGCUGGUAAAACAUUCAGUGCUACAGGUUGGAAACUAGGAUGGACUAUAGGUCCAGCUAAUCUGUUACUUGGUGCUCAAUGUAUGCAUCAAAACUGUAACUACAACUGUCCUACCAUCUUACAGGAAGCUGUAGCUCUAGCUUUUGAACAUGAAUUGCCCAAAAUAGAUACCCCAGAAUGCUACUUUAAACAACUACCCCUAGAGAUAAUACCUAAACGAGAUAUGUUAAUUAGUUUGUUUAACGAGAUGGGAAUGUGGCCAGUUAUUCCUGAUGGUGGUUAUUUCUUAAUGGCAGACAUAUCUGGUAUAGAUGUUGAUUUAUCAGGAGAGAACCCAGAAGAAGCAAGAGAUGUCAAAUUUGUUAAAUGGAUGACUAAAAAUAAGGUAUGUUAUUAA
This is a messenger RNA of Lottia gigantea (owl limpet), 771 nucleotides long. RefSeq lists its product as hypothetical. The record is from RefSeq and is a predicted model, not a curated record. The annotation marks the transcript as partial. The transcript is spliced from 6 exons. Gene Ontology annotation, biological process: biosynthetic process. Gene Ontology annotation, cellular component: mitochondrion; cytoplasm. Gene Ontology annotation, molecular function: L-kynurenine:2-oxoglutarate transaminase activity; pyridoxal phosphate binding. NCBI's taxonomy places the organism in Eukaryota, Metazoa, Mollusca, Gastropoda, Lottiidae.